CGGCCACGUUUCCCAUCAUUCACAUUUUCUUUCUCUUUGCACAAACAUGGAUGCCGAAUACGGAAGAGAGAAUAAAAGAGUCAACCUUGCAGAUGAUCCUUCGAGCAGAGCGAUGGUUCAGAUAGAUCUUCAUCGUCUCCCACGGAGGAUUCUACUCGAUAUCCUAUCAAGACUACCGAUCACCUCUCUGAUCCACUUCAAGACCACUUCCCACAUCGGCUAUGGUAUAAUUGACGAUCCAAGACUCCCUCCGCUGUUCCGCAACCGGGUAAGCGACUCAAACCCAUGUCUGAUUCUGUUCGAGAACAAUGUCCCCCAGCGACUCUGUUUUGUGGAUAGUGAGGAUUGUAGUCGAAGGGUUAGGAAAAUCGACCCACCACAGCAUUCAGAAGUUAAAAACCUGGUGGGUUCUUGCAACGGGCUUUUAUGCGUAUCCUAUCCCAUAAGCGACCCUCUCUUAUUCAGUGUUUCACACGAGACUGGCAGUCUGCUAAUUUACAAUCCUUUUGUUGGAGACGCUGUGAGAGUCCAGGCAGCGGACGACCCAUUUUUGAGUCAAUAUGAAGUCUUUGGCUUUGGGUUUCAUCCGAGGACAGGAGAAUUCAAAGUGGUCAGGAUUGUGUACUAUCAGAGGAUGAUUAUAGUAGAAAAACGGCAUGUAGUAAUCGGCACCGUUGAAGAAUCAAUGGUUCAGGUGUUUACCGUAGGAACAACAGAGUGGAGAAACAAAGGAGCUCCGCCUCCACAAUUGGGGUUUGGAACCGAUCCACCUGGGGCUCUGGUUGAAGGAUCUCUCCAUUGCUCGACUCCGUUUAAGAUGGGAGGAGUCGGAUAUAUCUUUGGCAUUAUCUCCUUCGACCUUGCAGAUGAGGUGUUCGAAGAAAUUCCGCACCCACCUUGUCAACGAUUUGUGUCACGUGACUACAAUCUUUCCGUGCUCAAUGGGUGUCUAUCGGCUGUUGGGUUACUUGAAGCUGGGCAUUUUGAUAUCUGGGUGAUGAAGCAAUACCAUGUUAAGGAAUCUUGGGUAAAACAAUUCUCCUUUGAUCCCGAUUUAACUCGUGGAUUGCUAGUUAAUUCUUUAAGCCCAGGUGAUAGCAGACUUCUGAAGCUUAUAUGUGCACUGAAGAAUGGGGAGAUUCUGUUGCAGUGUAACAGCAGUUCUCUGGUUUCUUAUGAUCCUGUAGAAAACAGAUUCAAGACUCUUCAACUAAGUGGGUUAUCCAAUGAGUUCCAAGCACUUCCUUUUCUACCUUCUCUUUUCUCAGCAGAUGCAACCAUGAAUUUGCUAUUUUAACUUCUUCCUCUUCUUCUUUUUUUUUUUUUUCUUCUGUAAGACUCUACUACUACUUGUUUUAGUUAGUGUUGAAUCUUUGAUCAUCAAGCAAUCAUAUGAUAAUGUCUAUCUUCUCGUCAAAUGCUUUAUUUUAUUGGUUAAGUUUUAUGAUCAAACCCAAUCCAAAAAAAUCUGACCUCUACCAUGCCUCCUGUGGUGUAAUGAGUUAAUCAAAAUUCAGCGCAUCA
This is a messenger RNA of Rubroshorea leprosula, 1524 nucleotides long. The record is from the annotation of a GenBank genome assembly. Lineage: Eukaryota; Viridiplantae; Streptophyta; Magnoliopsida; Malvales; Dipterocarpaceae.